CUUAAGUGUAAAGUGUAAACAAACGAUAAGGAAACGAGUCCAGUGGGCAGUCAGGCCAUCAAUUCGUCUUCGACAUGGAAAAAUCCUUAGAAAAGCAGCUGGAAGAAGCAUUCCGCAUGCCUGGUGUUUCUGGAAUUGUAUGUGUUGACAAUAAUGGACUUUGUCUUGGAUCCAAAGGUACAGUCCCCAAACAGUCGUGCGGGUCAUUGAGUGCUCUAACCCAACAAGCUUCUAAGCUGUCAACUGGUGCCAACGGCCCAACACCUGUCAUCUGUUUGGAAUCUGAGCAUGGGACAGUCCUCAUAAAGAAAACAGACAAGCUCACCACAGCCAUCUUUAAAACUAGCUGAUUUACCUCCCUUACCAUGUAGAAUUGUCUUUCUUGUUCAUGUUUUAUUGAACUUUUAAUUUUUCUGCUGUGUAUAUAAAGCAUGUUGCUUUAAAGUUAAAGAAACAUAAAAUAUUACCUGUGUCAGCUAUACAUUAUGAUAAGUUAUAGUUUUUUUUUUAUUUCUGUAUAUAACUAUGAAAUGGAUGCUUUGCAUUUUAGUGCAAUAUCAUACCUCUAGAAAAUUAAGUAUACAAUAGUAUUGUUCUGUAAUUCAUUUAUCAUGUUUGCUGUAUUUGUAUAAGGAGAUAAGUUUGUAUUUUAGCAUGUUUUAAUCAAUAAUCCAACCUUCCUCUGUGUUGUUUACCUCACCCAUCACACCUUCAUCCCACACAAAAAGUUGGUACUGGAAUUCAUACUCACAUCACUGGUGUGUGUUGGAAUGUUUUGGUGGGGGAAAAAACAAAAGAUAAUUGUGAAGUAUGCACUUAUUAUUGUAUGUAUAUAUAGUUGUGUGUGUUAGUGGUAUUUUAUCAAUGACUUUAAACAGAAGAUAAAAUACCGCAACAGUAUUUAAUUGAUAUGUAUCAACUUUCAGUCUACAAGCAGUGACUGUUCUACUAGCUGUCAAUGUUUAACCCCCCCCCCCCCCCUCCCUCAUCAGAGUGAUAACAGGUUUUUAAAUCUAAACAUUUUUAAUCUUCAGAAAGAGAGAUUUUGUAUGUUUUGAUCAGCCAUGUUGUAUGUGGAGAGAAUGGUUGUACAUAUGAAACUUGAUAGCAUUUAUAAAUGGUAAAUGUACGAGAAGAUAUGUUCAUCUGUGUCUUUAUUUUUUUAUCAAAUGAAAACAGUUUUUCAGAUGUAAUCUGUACAUAAAUUGAGAUUUUAAUAAAUUCCAUUGAAGUAUU
Messenger RNA from Physella acuta, 1236 nucleotides. RefSeq names its product ragulator complex protein LAMTOR5-like. Gene Ontology annotation, cellular component: Ragulator complex; lysosome; cytoplasm. The record is from RefSeq and is a predicted model, not a curated record. Gene Ontology annotation, molecular function: guanyl-nucleotide exchange factor activity. Lineage: Eukaryota; Metazoa; Mollusca; Gastropoda; Physidae. Gene Ontology annotation, biological process: positive regulation of TORC1 signaling; negative regulation of apoptotic process; cellular response to amino acid stimulus.